Ustilaginoidea virens is the source of this 558-nucleotide messenger RNA. RefSeq lists its product as uncharacterized. The coding region runs from base 1 to 558 and encodes 185 amino acids. The transcript has a single exon. Lineage: Eukaryota; Fungi; Ascomycota; Sordariomycetes; Hypocreales; Clavicipitaceae. The record is from RefSeq and is a predicted model, not a curated record.
AUGCUCGACUUGGACCAGGAUCAGCAGGAUCAGCAGCCAAUUUGUCAGAGCAAACCCCAGUCUCCCCCUCCCCCGGGGGUCGCUGGCCCUCGUCCUCCUCCCGUCGCCUUUCCUUCCGGGGUUUUGUCGAGUCCGGUCAAUCUCGGCCAGAAUCACCCUCAUCAGGCCAGUCGUACUCUACUAAGCUACCGACAGCUAAGGGAUGCCCUGAUCGAGCCCCUGUCCGAUAGUAACUUACUGUUCCCAUGGUAUCGAUCGCGAUCGAGAGCAAGGCCCAAGGAUCCCUCCUACCCCUCUCCCCUUCCCCCCCGCCCCGCGUGGGGAAUUCCUGGCAAGAAAGAGAUUGUCAUGACAGCCUGCGGAAAAAUCCGACGUCUUUCGGGUCGUAUGCUAGAGCUUCGGGGACUGUUCGACUCAGUGCCCAGUCCACCAGGCAAGCACGCAAUACGCAAGCUCGACGACGCUCCGGACCCUCCGUUACCCCCUCCCCUCCCCUCCUCCCCCCUCCCAUCCAAGUCGGCACUGCCCCAUCCGAUCGCACGUGGAAUAAGACCCUAG